GUCCACGGCUCCACCCAAGAGUUUUCUGUUUUUUGGUCGUCACCACCGUCACGCCGUGCCGUGCAGACCAUCCUCUCUCUCCUCCAUUACCAUCCGCUCCCCCCGACUCCGACGCCGCGCAGGUGCAGCGCAAGCAUGGCAGAGUAAGGCGGAGACAGCGUCGCAAGCAGAAGCAGCUCUGACACUCGCCGCCAGAUUCCGCUCCCCAAACACCGCACUCCAAUUCCCUCUUCGUCGGGUGCAUCGGCCGCCCACCAAGCCCCGCCCGCCGAACACCAUGGCCGCCGGCUACGGCGAGCAGCCGCUGCCGCUGGUACAGGAGGCCACCGCCCGAAUCUUCUCCGGUGGCGCAGACGCGUCCCGCACCACCGUCCGAUUGGCCCACUUCCUCCUCCCCCGCGCGGGCGCCUCCCACCCGCCCGCUCUCCCGCCCCUGCCUCCCAGCGAUUUCGGCCCCGUCCUCGACGACGGCCUCAAGGUCGAGUUCAAGGGCUGGGCGCCGGAAUCCCCCAAGCUCUGGAGGCGGUGGGUCGCCAAGCUCCGCCCGCGCCACGAGCCCCUGUGGCGUAAGGUUGGGAUCCUCGACGCCGUCCUCGCCACCACGUGCCGGGUGCGCCGCGACGAGGGCGCGCUGCUCCAGCUCGCCGCCUUCUGGUGCGGCGAGACCAACACCUUCGUGUUCCCCUGGGGUGAGGCCACGGUGACGCUCGAGGACGUCGCGGUGCUCGGCGGCCUGCCGCUGCUGGGCAGGCCCGUGCGCGCGCCGCCGCAGGACGCGCUCCGCGGCGACGUGGACGCGCUCGAGGCCGUACGCCGCGCUCUCUACCUCAGCAAGAACAAGAACAGCAGGCCCGACCGUACCGCUUGGGCGAGACAUUUCCUCGAGCGCCCUCCGGGGAAGGUCAAAGUCGGCGGCGGCGGCGGCGACGAAGCGUGCGGGCGCCUCGAGCACGGCGCGUUCCUGGCCAUGUGGCUGUCUCUCUUCGUGCUACCGGCGGCUCCGUUCGAUGUGGUCCGGACGGAGGUGCUCCCACUCGCCGCCCGGCUGGCGCGCGGCCGCGGCGUGGCGCUCGCUCCUGCUGCCCUGGCUAGCAUAUACAGUGAUCUCUCCGCGCUCAAGCGCUACAUCAAUUUGGAGAAAAGAUAUCAGGCCUUCGUCGUGUGGGCACCCCUGCAAAUCGUUCAGCUUUGGCUCUGGAAGCGGUUCCCUGAGCUUCGCCCUCCUGAGACCACGGGCACCAAUCAACCUGACGGCCAUGGCAUACCCACGGAAUCCCAGUGGCAAAAUGCUCUCAAGGUGCUUGACCCCGUUUAUGUCCACGCAGUGUUCAUGUCACCCAAGAAGUUUGAAUGGAGGCCCUAUGGGAGUAGCAGCUUCGCGCUGCGGCCAGAGAUGGGUAGCCAUCGUGUUCACGGCCAAGAUAUAGCAGAAAGUGCAGAAUUGUUAUCCUUCAUACUAUGUUUACGUGCUUGUGAGCUUGUGGGCAUGCGCUGCAUUGAGCAUUACCGUCCGCAUCGUGUUGCAAGGCAGCUCAGCUUUGACCAGGAUAUUCCUGGAACUCUUCCCCGUGUUAACUCAAACUGGGUGGCUGCAUGGGAAACAUACAAAAUGGAGCCUAAGAAAUUUGUAUUCAUUGUUCCCAAGUACAAGCCCGCUGUUACAAUUGAUUAUGUGCAAUGGUGGAAGCCUUACUUGUUGGGAUGUGCUGCUGCUGUUGUUAAAGCUAGGAAGAUGAAAGAACUUCCACUUUUACUUAGUCCAAGAAAAAGAAAGAUUGAUGUGCCUCCUGAUGUUAGUCCAAAAAGGGUAGGAAAUGGUGCAAAGGAAAAGGCAGUGGAAUUGUCGUUUGAGGCACCAAUAGGCUCAGUAAGCACAAUAAACGAAUUAUCUUGUGUAUCAGCCACCAAAAUAGUACAAGGCAAAUCUUUUCAGCAAGGUAAUAAGGAACCACCAGACCUUGUCGUUGCACAUGACAGAGAGAAUAGAAGCUCGCUACAUAGUGAAGUACUGCAAAAUCUCCUUGUUGAGGAUGCCACAAACACUGGCAGCAAUGAAGCCUUAUGUGCAGUAACUAUAGCUGAUAUGCACUCAACAGAAGUGUCGUUUGAUGUUCCAGUUGCCUUAGUAAGCAUUGUAGAUGAAUUACCUUGUGUGUCAGCCUCCAUAGAAGAACAAGGCAAACCUUGCCAGCAAGAUAAAGAGGAAGCACACAACCUUUCUGUCACACAUGACAGGGAGAAUAGAAGCUCGCUACAUAGUGAAGUACUGCAAAAUCUCGUUGUUGAGGAUGCCACAAACACUGGCAGCAAUGAAGCCUUAGGUGCCAUAACUGUAGCUGAUAUGCACUCAGCAGAAGUGUCGUUUGAUGUUCCAGUUGACUUGGUAAGUAUUGUAGAUGAAUUACCUUGUGUGUCAGCCACCAAAGAAGAACAAGGCAAUGAUUGCCAGCAAGAUAAAGAGGAAGCACGAGACCUUUCUGUCACACACGACAAAGAGAAUAGAAGCUCAGUAGUUUAUGUGCACUCAACACCUGUUGUGGCUGCAAACACUGGCAACAACAAAGCCUUUGGACCUUCACCCAUAAUUGAUGUGCAGUCAGCACCUGAAGACGUUGUGGUGAUCAGCGAUGACGAUAAUGAGGAUGAGGUCGGUGGGAUGCACCAAAAACCACCGCAGUUGGAAACAGCACCAUCCUCCUUAGAAGGGCAAAAUGCAGAAAGUCAGAUAAUCAGUGCAAGCAGUAAUCCUCAGGACAGCCGAGUGAUGAAAGAUGUUAGGGUCCAAAGCAAUUGUGAUCACGAAACUGAUAAUGUUCGAAGCAAUAUUGUUCUCAGAAAAGAAUCAUUUGAAGUACUUGCUGUUGAUACUGUCCAGCCUGGUUUUAAUCUCUUGGAUACACCAACAGGGGAAACGCAGACAUGCGCUGUUACAGGACAGAUAGACAAGGGAUACAUGGUGGAAAAAGAAAUUUUGGCUGGUGUGGAAGGUAUCAAAAAUGUAAAUGAAGACGUGUCCCCAUCAUUUCAAGAAAUAAACUCUCCUGUGGAAGAUUGCAUGGUGGCCAAUAGAAGAAUGGGCUCAGGAAACAACUAUUCUAGUGGUUUGGCACAUGUGAAUACUCAAUUGAUCAACAGAGUAGUUUGUACUAGGACACUAUACUAUCUUAGACCAUUUUGGUUGUCAAAACAUGGUCAGAACAAAGAUGCAAGUGACACCACUACCGAUGAAGGAACUUUCCAACCAAGACGGGAAGUUGGGACGCCACAAAUGAUUGAAGAGGCAUUUGCAGCUCGACAAGCCCAAAAAGUUGAGUUGCAAAAGGUAAUUGAUCGCCUGAAGGAAGAGAUUGUGGCACUAGAGGUUCCAUGAGAGGACAGGUGCUCCUCAAUAAAUUGAGAAUUAGGAUCACAGUGGAAGCACAUCCACUAGAAGCCCCCAACUGACCAACGGCCUCGAGGCACCAUGGUGGCCACCCAUUCUGACUCCAGGUCUGCCACCAGUCUUUGAAUCCCACACAAAGAACUGCCCUUCUUCCGCGUUGCUGUCCUCAUUUACCAUAUCUCAUGUUGGGUUUCGCUUGUAUCAUAUUUGCUAAUGGUUUCUUGGUGAGGUAGCCAGCGGCCAGCGGAGGCAAUGAGCCGAUGAGGGAGGCAGCUAAGCGAAGAAUGAAUGUGUUCAGAUGCUGCUCGAUGCGAAAAUGGAGGUAUGAUCUAUAGAUUCAGCAGUGAUUUUUUUAUGCCCGACUUAUCAUCUGAUCAUGGAUUAGUGAAUUGCAUCAUUGGUACUUCAUGAAAGAAAUUGUCGAGGAAGACUUGGGAGUGUGGUAGGUUGCAGGGAAGAACCGCAUGUUGGUGAAUGAGCUUGAAGCGUUGAAUGUGUAUUGUUUUUGCAUCCAACCUGAAAGAUGCAGAUUUUUGCCUCUGAUAAGUGGAAUGCAUUUAGUUGUUUUUUUGUCCAUUGGAUCGACAUAUAUGAACAUUCAGCAGUAAGAGGUCCUUAAGAUGGCCACUUGAUGACAUGGAAACCCUGUUGGUGCGAUCAACGUUUUGACGAGAUCUGUUGCUCUUCGGAAAAGAGAACUUUUUGAAUUAAUUUGCUUAUCCGAAAGAAGUGUGUUCAUGGUUAAUAUGCAUACCUUUGAGCACAAAUGACUUAUGUUAAGGGUUGAUUAACCACUUUUGUACUUUUUUUUGGGAGGAAUCAUUUAUCUACUUGUUACACUGGUAAUACUUGACCAUUAACUGAAAACAUGCAAUCUGCUUUAGCAUCCA
Oryza sativa Japonica Group (Japanese rice) is the source of this 4272-nucleotide messenger RNA. RefSeq lists its product as uncharacterized. Lineage: Eukaryota; Viridiplantae; Streptophyta; Magnoliopsida; Poales; Poaceae. Gene Ontology annotation, biological process: meristem development; meristem maintenance. The record is from RefSeq and is a predicted model, not a curated record.